AUUGUUUCUAUAAAAAGCCCUCUAACGCUCCUCUCCCUCCAUAAUUCUCUUUCCCCUUUCCUGUUCUCUUCUUCUUCCUCCAUCAAUUCCACCUUCACUAACCAAAGGGGUCUCCAUGGCAGACACUACUGUGAUAAUCAUCGGAGCGGGCCCUUCUGGUCUUGCCACUGCCGCUUCUCUAACCCUUUCAUCAAUCUCAUACAUUAUCCUCGAAAGAGAAGAUUGUUCCAUCCCCCUUUGGCGAAAACACUCAUAUGACCGCCUCCGCCUUCACCUCCCCAAUCGGUUUUGCCACCUUCCAGCCAUGCCCUUCCCUUCCUCCGCCCCAAACUACCUUCCCAAGGUCAACUUCCUCGACUAUUUGGACCGGUACGCCGACAAUUUCAGAAUCCGACCGCUGUAUCGCCGAAAUGUGGAGGCAGCAGAGUUCGAUCACCCAGAGGGGAAGUGGAAGGUUAGAGCUAGGAAUUUGGACAAGGGUGAAGUGGAGGAGUUUCGGAGUCGAUUUUUAGUGGUGGCGACGGGUGAGACGGCGGAGGCUUACACACCAGCGGUCCCAGGAAUGGAGGGAUUUGGCGGGGAUUUGAUGCAUUCAACUAAGUUUAAAUCGGGAAAAGGGUUUGAAGGGAAGAAUGUGUUGGUUGUUGGGUCGGGAAAUUCAGGGAUGGAAAUUGCUUUGGAUCUUUGUCUUCAUGCUGCUAAUACUUCUGUUCUUGUUCGAAGCCCGGUGCAUUUCAUGUCGAAAGGAAUGAUGACGUUGGGAUUGGAUAUGUUGAAGUACAAUUUGCCAAUUUGGUUUGUGGAUUCAUUCAUUGUGAUGCUCAGCAAACUAAUUUAUGGAGAUCUCACCAAAUAUGGAAUCAAAAGACCUCUUGAAGGGCCAUUGUAUAUGAAAGUCAAGUAUGGAAAAUAUCCUAUAAUUGAUGGAGGAGCCCUUCACAAAAUUAAAUGUGGGCAAAUUCAGGUAUUGGGUGAAGAAAUAUCAAGCAUAAAAGGGAACAAUAAUGUAGUGUUUAACAAUGGAAAAUGCUAUCAAUUUGACUCCAUCAUAUUUUGCACUGGCUUUAAAAGGUCAACAAAUCUUUGGCUCAAGGGAGAUGAGUAUCUUUUGAAUGAUGAUGGACUACCAAAACCAUGUUACCCUAAUCAUUGGAAAGGAAAGAAUGGGUUAUAUUGUGUAGGACUAUCAAGAAGAGGCCUCUAUGGAGCUAGUUUAGAUGCUCAAAAUGUUGCUAAAGAUAUAUCAACUCAAAUCAACAAGUUUGGAUACUAGAGAGAAGGAAAAGAUAACUAUGAUAUUUGCUUAUUCAAAUUUCUACUUCUUAUUUCUUUUUUCAAUUUAUUAGCUACAAAUUUAAAUAUAACGAACUCACGUUGUCACAUGUAAUUUUACAUGGAUAUUAUCGAUAUACUUGACUCUAAGGUUCAGUCCAAGUUUAUUUUAAUGACUUUACAUUACAACUGAGAAGAUAAGUUCUUUUUAUAUUAAAUGACAUUUCAUCGA
Molecule: messenger RNA, 1504 nt
Organism: Cucumis sativus (cucumber)
Lineage: Eukaryota; Viridiplantae; Streptophyta; Magnoliopsida; Cucurbitales; Cucurbitaceae
Product: probable indole-3-pyruvate monooxygenase YUCCA10
Exons: 4
Coding region: 116-1273 (385 amino acids)
Molecular function (GO): N,N-dimethylaniline monooxygenase activity; NADP binding; flavin adenine dinucleotide binding
Source: RefSeq, a predicted model, not a curated record